AUGCUUCGAACGAGUACCCGCACCAAGACGACCUCGGCCGGCGCGCUCGGUAGUACACCCACCAAGAAAUCUUCGCCGCUCAAAUCCGAUGCUCCCCUUCCUACUACACCUUUGUCGACACCGAGACGAGCGACCAGGUCUAGUAGUAUUUCUCGCUCCUCGACGGUCAAAGAUCCCAAGAUCAAGCCCGAGGUACUAGUAGACGCCUACUUGACCCCGAUCAAAAAGACGGCCGUCAAGAAAACGCUCGACUCCUUCAAAGCCGGUUCGGAAACACUGCCACCCACCGGUCUUUCACCCGCUUCGGUGAAGAAACUCGCGAAGCUCGAUAAGAUGUUGGGCGUUUCACCUUAUCCCGAGAUGAUUCGACCGACACCGGAGGAAUGUCAAGAGGUGUACGCGAGGUUGUGUAAAGGGCAUGAAGUGCCGGUGAGGCCUCAAGUGUUGGAAGAUCGACCGAACGCCGUAGCGGGUUGUGGUCAGACGCCCGAUGUGUUGGAUGCUUUGAUACGGACGACUUUGAGUCAGAACACGACCAGUUUGAAUUCGACGAAUGCGAAGAACGCGAUGGAUCGCGUUUAUGGAAGGGCAGAGUAUAGGAAGGUCUUGGAAGGUGGGGAGGAGAUGUUGGAGGAGACAAUUCGGUGUGGUGGCUUGGCCAAGGUCAAGGCGAAGAGUAUUGUCAAGAUUUUGAAGAGGUUGGAUGAGAGGCAACGAGGGAAGGGGCAGUUGACGUUGGAUUAUUUACACAAGAUGGUGAGUUCGCGACACGUGACGGGUCUUGUAACUGGUGCUGAUUGUUCGUGCGGGUUUAAUUUUUCGGCAGUCCGAUAAGGAGGCGAUGAUGGAAUUGUGCUCGUUCGACUUGAUCGGAGUGAAGACCGCUUCAUGCGUGUUGUUAUUCUGUCUCGGGAGGGAAUCAUUCGCCGUUGAUACGUGAGUCCCGUCCUUAGGAUACUGACGGACCUCUCAAAGUCGAUCCCCAAACUGACCCCCACCCCCGUCCCCGUUCUAUCUCCUCUUCCCCUCUCUCAGUCACGUACACCGUAUCACCAAAUCGCUCAACUGGGUACCCCCCACCGCCUCACGCGACGAAACCUUCUUCCACCUCGACGUACGUAUACCCGAUCAUCUCAAGUAUGGCUUACAUUCUUUGUUGGUCAGGCACGGGAGAGGGUGCGAGAAGUGUUCGGCCAAGGGGGUCACUUCAAUGGAUUUCAUAGAGUGGUGUCCUCUGAAGGAGUUGAUUGGGAGCAGAGGGAGGAAGGGGAAGAUGGAGGAGGGAGAGGGGGUUGGGGCUGUGGUGUUGAAAGUGGAGAGUGAGAAUGAGAAUGAGGUGGUGGAGACCAAGGUCGAGGAGGGGAAGGAGGGGGAAGCGGUGGAGAGCACGAGUGUGAGACCGAAGAGGAAGGCGAGGAGUGGGAGAAAGGUCAAGGAUGAGGACAGUGGCGGUGAGGGUGAGAGGGAAGAAGAGGUGGUGAAGAAGAGAAAGGUCGAGGUGGGGAGGAAAGUCGAGGAUGACGAGAGGGAGAUGAGUGGGAUUCCGGGAGGGACAGAGAUGGCGAAGAGUUUGAGGGAUGACGAGUUGAAGGUCCUUGGAGGGGAGGACUUGCAUUAG
This is a messenger RNA of Microbotryum saponariae, 1618 nucleotides long. NCBI's taxonomy places the organism in Eukaryota, Fungi, Basidiomycota, Microbotryomycetes, Microbotryales, Microbotryaceae. The record is from the annotation of a GenBank genome assembly.